AUGGACCUUCUCACAGACCGAAAAUUGGAAGCAACAUUUACAGAUCCAUCGUUGGGUUACAUAAAUGCGAGAGCAGAGAUCAUUGACUUGAGCCCCUUAGUACGGGAUAUCCCGGAGAAUAGUUUACCCGUCCAAGAUUUUGUUUCUCAAGCCUCACCUUUCAGAUCGUCACCAAUACCGGAAGACAUGGCUAUAUCUGGUCCCCAUUUGCGGUCGCUCUACCGCUCUAUACUCCGUGAGCUACCACAUCGCCCACUUUCGACCCCAUCACCUAUUCAACAGCGUGUUCGUCAAAGCUUUUCGACUCAUGAUGGGCAUAUCCAGCAGAUCAAUGAAAUGGAGCAAUUUAUUCAAUACGCGAAAGCUCAGCGAACCUACACAACGCUCCUCGAAAAAUACAACCCGGGCAUGUCCAUCAAUGAAGAGGACAAAGUCAGAUUGACUGCAAAAAGGGUUGGAAUGCACCUGCCGGAGGAGUUCACUACUACCAAGAAAGGUGAUUGA
Bacidia gigantensis is the source of this 504-nucleotide messenger RNA. RefSeq lists its product as uncharacterized. Lineage: Eukaryota; Fungi; Ascomycota; Lecanoromycetes; Lecanorales; Ramalinaceae. The transcript is spliced from 2 exons. The record is from RefSeq and is a predicted model, not a curated record. Gene Ontology annotation, cellular component: mitochondrial matrix. Bases 1 to 504 code for a protein of 167 amino acids. Gene Ontology annotation, biological process: mitochondrial proton-transporting ATP synthase complex assembly.